Messenger RNA from Rubroshorea leprosula, 1206 nucleotides. The record is from the annotation of a GenBank genome assembly. NCBI's taxonomy places the organism in Eukaryota, Viridiplantae, Streptophyta, Magnoliopsida, Malvales, Dipterocarpaceae.
AGUGGAAAAGAGAACGCAAAAGCAAAGUCUUCCUUCUGUCUUGCUGGUAAAGAAAACACUGAAAACUCCGAUCGGCAACGGAGAAGGUCCCAGAAGGCGAAGGAGGUAAUGUCAGGGAUGGAGAGAUUGCAGAGGAUGUUUGCUGGUGCUGGUGGCGCUUUGGGUGGUCAUCCGCCACCGGAUUCACCGACUCUCGAUACAUCGGAGCAGGUCUACAUCUCCUCUCUUGCCCUCCUCAAAAUGCUCAAGCACGGGAGGGCUGGAGUUCCCAUGGAAGUGAUGGGUUUGAUGCUUGGAGAGUUUGUGGAUGAGUACACAGUCCGUGUUGUUGAUGUAUUUGCAAUGCCUCAGAGUGGUACUGGUGUCAGUGUUGAAGCUGUUGAUCAUGUUUUCCAGACUAACAUGCUAGAUAUGCUCAAGCAAACUGGAAGACCAGAAAUGGUGGUUGGUUGGUACCAUUCGCAUCCUGGAUUUGGCUGUUGGCUCUCUGGUGUUGACAUCAAUACACAGCAGAGUUUUGAAGCUUUGAAUCAACGGGCUGUUGCGGUGGUGGUGGACCCAAUUCAGAGUGUUAAAGGGAAGGUGGUGAUUGAUGCAUUUAGAUUGAUUAACCCACAAACCAUGAUGCUUGGCCAGGAACCACGACAAACAACAUCCAACCUUGGGCAUCUUAAUAAGCCAUCCAUUCAAGCAUUGAUCCAUGGGCUGAACAGACAUUAUUACUCAAUAGCAAUUAAUUACAGGAAGAAUGAACUGGAGGAAAAGAUGCUAUUGAAUCUGCAUAAGAAGAAAUGGACAGAUGGAUUGACACUACGUCGCUUUGAUACCCAUUCCAAAACCAAUGAACAGACUGUUCAGGAAAUGCUAAACUUAGCUAUCAAAUACAACAAGGCAGUGCAAGAGGAAGAUGAAUUGCCCCCAGAGAAGCUAGCAAUUGCAAAUGUUGGACGACAAGAUGCCAAGAAGCAUCUUGAGGAGCACGUCUCAGAUUUGAUGUCUUCAAACAUAGUUCAGACUUUGGGAACCAUGCUUGACACAGUUGUGUUUUAAUUAGAGACAAGUUUCUUCAUGUUUGUUGCCUCGUGCUGUGAUUCGCUGUAUGCGUUACAUUAAAGUUCUUAAAACAAGCAUAUUUGUAUUGAAACCCAUUUCCUCCAUUACCUAUCAAUUUCAGUUUCUUGGGUUUUUGUUGAUUCUAUUUGACAU